Molecule: messenger RNA, 2565 nt
Organism: Zootermopsis nevadensis
Lineage: Eukaryota; Metazoa; Arthropoda; Insecta; Blattodea; Termopsidae
Source: RefSeq, a predicted model, not a curated record
UCAGGCCGAUAUAAAGACGCAUCUUUAGAGUGUUCUGAGAAACGGAAGAAUGCGGAGUUUGCUGCUGGUCGUGUUAGCCGUGGUCGUCCUCAGUCACUGCGACGGGGAGUACGUGCGAGCGUCACAUGAUUGGAGAAACGAGGGCACAGAAGUCGACAAGCCCCAGAUGUACAACUUCCACGUGGAGUCCGUGGUUCGGUUCCGGUUUGCACAUACAGUGGUAAGCAGCAGGAUUGCCAACCCCGCCAACAUCUCCCAGGAAGUGUCCUUUAGUGCAGUACUCCCUCGGACUGCGUUCAUCUCUGGUUUCCGCAUGGUGGUCGACGACCAAGUGUACAGCGCGUACGUGCAGACGAAGGCUGCCGCCAAGGAGGAGUACAGCGAGGCCGUAAGACAGGGCAGGACCGCGGCCCACGUCAGCCUCAGCCCCCGGGACUCGAACCGCAUCACGGUGUCGGUGAACGUGGAGCCUCGACAGAAGGUGACCUUCAACCUGACGUACGAGGAGCUGCUGGUCCGGAAGCUGGGAGCGUACGAACACGUCAUAAACCUGGACCCUGGACAGAUCGUACCCGACCUCAGCGUGGAGGUUCGCAUUGAGGACCCAGCCCUCAAGGUCAGCAACGAGAUAAACACGGACCCUGCCGCAGGUGCACACAACCCCCUGGCUACCGUAGAGCGCCCAACCCCUGAGUCGGCCGUCGUAAGAUUCGCACCGACCCCGGAACAGCAGAGGGAACUUGCUCGUGACGGUAUCAGGGGCCAGCUCGUUGUAAAGUACGACGUGGAGAGGACGCAGCAUCCGGGACAAGUUGUGGUCAGCGACGGGUACUUCGUGCACUUCUUCGCCCCAGUCGAUCUGCCACCGUUACCGAAACACGUGAUCUUCGUGCUGGACGUCAGUGGGUCCAUGAGUGGCAGGAAGCUGCGUCAGCUGAAGGAGGCCAUGGCGACCAUACUGGACGACCUGAAUCGAGGGGACCUCUUCAGCAUCGUCGUAUUCAGCGAGAAAGUUGAGGUGUGGGAUCCUGCCCUGGGCGAGGCCGAAAUGCAAGAUAAUUUAGGACGACUGAGGGACUGGACAGAAUCUACCACCGAUGCAGAGCGCAGUGGAACGCCGGCCCCUUCUGUGAUUACAGCCAUCACUCUGGAGAACACGAACAAAGCAAAGCGAUUUGUGCAGAACUUGACAACUUAUUCUGCGACCAAUAUACACGGCGCCCUGAUGAAGGCUCUGCAGAUACUGGAAGUCGGGCGCUCUGCGUCUCCGGAACAAACCAAUCACGCAGAGGAAAGGCCGGAACCAAUGAUUAUCUUCCUGACCGACGGACAAGCAAACGUCGGUGUUUCGGACACGUUCAGAAUCGUGUCCAGCGUGACCGCGGCCAACGCCGGGAACUCGUCCAUCUUCAGCCUGGCGCUCGGAAAUGGAGCGGACUUUCCCUUCCUGAAGAAGCUUUCGCUCCGCAACUCUGGCUUCGCGCGGAAGAUCUACGAGGCUUCAGACACUGCGCUGCAGCUCACAGAUUUCUACCGACAGGUGGCAUCUCCGCUGCUCGCGAACGUCACCUUCAGAUAUCAGCCGGACCAGGUUGAACCUCAGUCUGUGACGAGGCUCGCGUUCCGGAGGUUUUUCUCCGGCUCUGAGCUCGUGGUGGCCGGACGCCUGCACGGGAACAACGUCACUGGCGAGGUACAAGCCCACUCGUCUUCGGGCAGCGCACGUUACCCGUUCGACCCGGUGAUCUUGCCGACCACGCCUACCGCCAACACAAUGGAGAGGCUGUGGGCCUAUCUCACCAUACAGCAACUUCUGGAAGACGAUGACGCCAGCACGUCCCCAGGGAAACAACGCGCCCUGGAACUAGCACUCACGUACUCAUUCGUCACUCCGCUGACGUCACUCGUAGUGGUGAGGCCGGACAACGAGACGCGACCCGUGGAACCCGAGGAAGCCUCGUUUGCAGCUGCAGAUCGAAGCAGAGCUCCCAGCCACGUGUCACCUGUCAGCCUGUCAUCUUUUCCAGUACAAGGAGCCGCGAAAACUUCACAUAAUGCAUACAGCAGAAUACUUCCAGGUGGCUACCAGGACAUGCGUCCUAUAAGCAGCAGCGGAGCGUAUUACGCCGAUUUGAUACUCCCAGCCUAUCCAGUGAGCACCUCGGCCAGCCUUGAUGACAUCUUAUGGUUGUCCCCGAAUGACACCACCGUCUCCUUACCGACCGGUGUCAACGGAACAAGCGAAGUUUUGAACUUGGCUACAGCUGACGAGACAAAUGCGGCUUACGCGGCGUGCGUGACACCUGGUGGGCAGCCCGGACACUGCAGACAUCUCAAGUACUGUGUUCUUCUAACGUUCCUCAACAACCAGACGGAGUUCCUUCCGUUCUUCUGUCGCAUCGAUAGUUUCGUUGGUGUGUGCUGUCAAGACGACAGCUAACGUUCAGACAGUCUCGAAACGAAAGAACGCACUCGGCUACAUCGCAACUGGGAACAAGGUUUGUACCCUGUAAAUAUGAAACAUGCAUCGCAAUAAAUGACGCAUGCGCGCGUUUCCAAACACUC